GAGAAAAUCACAACGCGGGCACGAAAGCUCCACAUAUUGGCUAUAUGUUUCAACGCAAGUCAAUCGCAUUUUUCCAAACCCAAUACCUUGGUCUGUCAGUUAUGAUUACCCCAAAUCAAGAGCUAUCAUCUGCUGGAUCUUCCUCCAGCGAAUCAACUCCCAUUCACUACGAUGUUUUCCUGAAUUUUACAAGCGAAUCAACAUUCACUACCGCUCUCUGCGAUGCUUUGGGCAACAAGGGAAUCCGCAACAUCUUCAUCGACCCCAAGAAACUGAGGAAGAGGAAGAGGAAGAGGAAACAAGUUUUCGCAUCACCUGAUCCUCUUAGAGCAAUUGGAAAAUCAAAGGUUUCGAUUCUUGUGUUCUCUGAGGAUUAUGUUUCUUCCCCUGAGUGCCUUGAUGAGCUCGUCAAGAUUAUGAGAUGUAGGAGGAAAAAGAAGCGAGUGGUUUUUCCGAUCUUCUACAAAAUAGAACCAACAGUUGUUCGGCAUCAGAAAAGUGUGUAUGAAGAAGCCAUGGUUGCUCAUCAACAGAGCUUCGGAGACGAACGGGUUCAGAAAUGGAAGUCGGCUUUGAAGGAAGCCGCCGGUUUGUCCGGAUGGCAUUUUGAACAAGGAUCUGAAUAUGACUUCGUUGAGAAGAUUGUUGAAGCAGCGUUUUCCAAGUUACCUCCUAAACGCUUACAUACUGGGGAGCAUAUAGUUGGACUCGACACUUGCAUGGAAGAUGUGACUUCAGUUCUUGAUACUGUGUCUGUUUUGGGAAUUCAUGGAACUGCGGGAGUUGGCAAAACGACACUUGCCAAAGCUGUAUACAAUUCAAUUGUCCACCAAUUUGAAGAGGCGUGUUUUCUUUUCAACAUCAGAGAAGCUUCAAAACAACGCAAAGGCAUCCUACGUCUUCAAAAGACGCUUCUAUCAGAGAUUCUUGAUGAGAAGAAGAAGAUCAAGUUAAGAAGUGUUGAUGAAGGGAUCUCUAAGAUAAAGCAGAGGCUACACCAUAAAAGAGUUCUUCUUGUUCUCGAUGAUGUGGAUGAGAUAGAACAGUUAGAACAACUUGCGGGAUAUUGUGGUUGGUGUGGAAAUGGUAGCAAAAUCAUUGUAACAACAAGAAACAAGCAAUUACUGAUUGAUGGUCAUAUUGAUAAUGAAUAUGGAAUGAAGGAGCUAAACGACAAUGACUCUCUCAAGCUUUUCUCUCGGUAUGCCUUCCACUUGGACAAGCCUCCAGCAGAAUAUGAAGAAAUGUCUAAACGUGUGGUGAGUUAUGCACAAGGCCUUCCUUUGGCUUUGAAAGUGACGGGCUCCAAAUUAAAUCAUAAAAGCAUGGAAGCAUGGAAAUGUGCAUUAGAUCAAUUGGAGAGACUUCCAGGAAGGAAGGUUGAAGAUGUUCUCAAAAUAAUGGGAAAGUAGGAUGCUCGAGAACUGUUAAUGUUUGUUAUUCUUUCGUACACACAGAAUUUCUAUGAAGAAUGUUACCCUUUUGUCCUUAGUUAAUGAAUACACACACACACACAUAUUACUUUGGUUUAAUGUCUCUGAAAUGUUAGGUUUUGUUCAGCAAUAUAACCUUUUAUGCAUGAUUUAUAUUUACUUCAUAUAUAGAUUUUUUUUUGGCCAGGAUUUAUUUAAUAGAAUAACUACCUCAAAUUUUGCUUGCUCUGUCUGGCUAGUCAGUCAAAAGGGAAGCAACUUCUAGGAAUUAAGAGCGGGCUUUUUUUCACUUUGAAACCCUUGGUAUGGGUUGGGGGGAAGACCAUCUUCCCGUGACAUUAUUGAACACUGAUUAGAAUUAUGGUACUGACCUUAAUUCUGAAAUGGCCGACUGUACCUUGAUGCUUCAAUGGCAAAACCCCUAGUUCCCAGGGACAAAAUACGAGGGAAGCAACUUUCUGGGUCCAGGGAAAGGGGAGAAGUGGCCAUGAAAACAUGCCUUGAAGCCUCCGGCUAGUGACAAAUGAAUUGUGCGAUCAAAUAGCAUAUGAAACUGACUUGAAUGCUGAAAAGAUCAUCUUUAUUCUGAGAUAGCAAAGAUGGAAGGCCCCAUGGGGCAGGAAAGGCAAGCUUCUCAUGUCAAGCUAUCUGGUAAUAAGUUGGUAUUUGUAUUCCUAUCCUUACUAGACGUUGAAAGGGCUUAUUGAACUCAUUUUGUUAUAAGAUAGAUAUGUAAUUUAUAUAUGGCCCAAAAAAAAAAAAGAAGAUAUAUAAUGAAUAUUUGAAACAAUUAAAUUUAUGUUUUUCUGAUGUACACUGAAUAAGUGAUAUCAAUAGUUUAUGCAUGUAUAUUUGCACUCAUGUGGCCUGGCUUCUUGGAGUCAAUACACAUGGUAAGUGUGUUGCAGCACUAGCGUAUUCCUAUGUUGAAUAUAUGCUUUACUUGCUUUGGGAAGCCACUUAUAUGAAGGUGCUCUCUUGUAUUCUGGUUUUUUGGAGUCAAUUUACAGGUUAGAAGUGUUGCAAAAAUUGUAUUUUGUUUGUUGGAUGUGAGUUUUGGAGACACUAUUUUUGUAUACGUGUAUAUGUCUCUUAAUAAUGAUAUCACACAGAGCAACUGCUUUAAUACACCUCUGGAUAUGGUUUUAUUUGUUUGGGAAAGCUUUUGCCUCUGGAUAUUGAAAAAAAAAACAUCAACAACUCUAUUUAGUUCUCUGUGUUGCUGAUUUUCAAUUUGCUGGUGGUUUUCAUAUUUAAGUGUUACCGUGAGUUCUUUAUUAUAUGAUAGUUACCUGCAAUUGAGAGAUGAGUCGCUUGAAAAUGCUAGGCAAUUUAUCGUUGACAUAUUGCAGAAUAUACUGACGGAUUGACAUGUAGGUUAUUCCUGGUAUCUAAUUUUGUGAUCCCCUUAGUUUAUACAUUUCUGAUGGACUAAUAUUCAUUCAUUCAUACGCAGGAACACUAUUGUGAUGUAUGCUUUUGCCUCAGUCUUUACUCUUCAACGUUCAGGGGUUCAAUUUGAGCUAGAAGGAGGCUGAAAGAUGGAUUGUGCGUCUCAUCCAGUGAUCAAAACCUGAUGCGAAACUGCAGGUAACGUAGAGACGAAAAAUGAGGCAGCUUGUAAAGAUAUAACAAGCAUAAGUUUAGCAGAUAUGGUGCAUGACGCAUGGGAAAACUCUACUUGAGCUAAUUAUAAUCAGUCAUUCCAAUAUCAAUGUGUAUGUAUGUAUAACUAAAUAUCAGAAUCAGCUUAACCAAAAAUGUUCAGAUAACGAUAUUGUCUCUGCUUCCUUUUCUGAUGUGAAUUGAGCUUCGUGUAUCUAUCCCGAGAUCAUACUGUUGGAAUAAAAUUCAACAUUUUGGGCC
Molecule: messenger RNA, 3299 nt
Organism: Prosopis cineraria
Lineage: Eukaryota; Viridiplantae; Streptophyta; Magnoliopsida; Fabales; Fabaceae
Product: disease resistance protein RUN1-like
Exons: 2
Coding region: 45-1412 (455 amino acids)
Biological process (GO): signal transduction; defense response
Molecular function (GO): ADP binding; ATP hydrolysis activity
Source: RefSeq, a predicted model, not a curated record